UCAUUGAGAACUUUAUGGUGCAAGGAGGAGACUUCACCAACCAUGACGGAACGGGUGGAGAAAGUAUUUACGGUGACAAGUUCGAGGAUGAGAACUUUGAGUACAAGCACGCGUCAGAGGGUAUCCUCUCCAUGGCCAAUGCGGGACCCAACACAAACGGAUCGCAGUUCUUCAUUACUCUCACAGCGACCCCACACUUGGAUGGGAAGCAUGUGGUCUUCGGAAGAGUGGUGAAGGGUCUUGGGGUGACGAAGCUCUUGGAGAAGGUCAAGACAGAUGGAGACAAGCCUGUGGAGAGGUGUGAAAUAUAUGAUUGUGGAGAAUUCAAACCAGGCGAAUCUUUUGGUAUCACUGAUAAUGAUGGUACGGCUGAUGUAUAUCCGCAGUUCCCUGACGACUCUAAUCUCAAUUUUGUAGAGGAUUCUAUGGCAACAUUAAUACAGGUUGUGAACGACAUUAAAGAUUCGGGAAACACCUACUUUAAGAAUCAAGACUUUACUGCAGCAAUUAAGAAAUACCAGAAGAGUCUUGUCUAUAUUAAACAUAUUGAAGAACAAGGCAAAGCACGCAGUGACAUCACUGACCUUGAACUGAACGUCCUAACCAAGUUGUCAGUGUCAUGUCUUCUCAAUCACGCGUUGUGUUCUAUUAAGCUCAGUUGGUUCGGCAAAGCAAUUAGUGAUUGCGACAGAGCCAUCGAACUUGACGACUCCAACCCAAAGGCCUAUUUCCGCCGAGGACAAGCUUACAACCUCAGUAACGAUAUUGAUUCAGCGAGAACUGACUUGGAGAAGGCUAAGGAGCUUGAACCCAAUGACAAGGGCAUCCUGAGGGAGCUCGAUGCAGUGCUGAAGAAGAUCCGUGCCAGGAAGGAGAAGGAGAAGGCAGCUUAUGCCAAGAUGUUCCAGUAACAAAGGGAUAUAGUUAUUAAAAUAGUGCAAGUGAUAACCAGUGUUGUACGUUCUCAUUACUUCUGUUAGUUGUGAUAACUGCUUCAAUUUGCUCUUGUAUCAAGAAGAAUGGCUGUAGAAGCCAGAGCAAUGAUGUUUUUUCUACUUUGGUUAAUGUAUUGUGAAUGUGCUUGGUAUUCUUUUUUUUUUUUUUUUUUUUUUUUUUUUACCAAUGUGACAGAAUAAAGUCCUAAAGUAAAAGAAUUUUAGUUUUUCAUGAUGUUCAUGAAGAAAUGGUAAUUGUUGUAUCAGAUGUUUAUCAUUAUUUACGUUUUUUUGUUUCUGUUGAUGUUCAUGGUGAAAUGAUAAUUUAUGUAAUUGAAGGUGUUGAAGAUCGGCAGUGUUUAUGUAUAUAUUUUUUUCUGUUGAUGUUCCUAUUUAUUGAUUUAAAUAUGGUUGGAAAUUAAAUAUAUCCUGAUGCAAGAAACAAUAAAAUUCCAAAAAUAUUGAAAUAAGCAUUAUUGUUAUUGUUUUCAUUAUUUUCUUUAUGUUAACCUCUACAAGCCAUAAUUUAUUUAUAGUGACUGCUUGGCUGGGCAUAAUCACUAUUUUUGCAAUGUAUGCUUACAAAAUAUUAUCCUUCUGUAAUGGUGCCCCGUAAGACCUGAACCACUAAUCCAUAUCUUAUAAACAAGUUAUCAAUAUAUGUUACAAUACAAUUGAUACAUUGUAGAUUUUGAGCUGGUUACAUCAUGGAUUUUAUUGAUUAGCUGCAGUUUGUUACAUGAAUUGUAACAUAGUCACAUUAAUGACAUCUAGCUCAUAGGGGUCCAUGCACUAAAUUUCAGUUCAUUUUAUUCAUUCUUGCUUUUCUAGUAAUGUAAUUCAUCAGAAGUAUGACCUAAAAGUAGGUCAAGAUCAUAAAUUGGGUAAUUUUUUCUUUUCAUAUUUAUUUAAAUUUUUAUCGAAAUGUAUGGCAAAUUCUCUGGAGAGUGUAGUUUUUUAGACCUAGGUAAACUAAGCUAGUAUUUAUUGCCUCCCGGAAGCUACACUUGAACACAUUCUUGCUCACGAUACUUUAUUGGCAAAAGAGGAUGAAGAAGAUUAUUUGAAGUUAGUGAGAGAAAACAUUUUUUAUGGUAAUUGCUACAAUUUGAAGGAACAAGGCACCUUAGUAUUUGCAUGUGGUAGUCAGUAGUGUGAAAAAGACUGUACUAUAUUUGAAGCAAUUUAAUUUCUUUAUUCCCUUCUACAAAUAGAGUUGAUAUAUUUGUACAAAAUGAUAAUGUUGCUUUCUACUUUUCCAAUUUACUGUUUUUCUUUUAAAUCGGUUGUUCUCAGUUGGCCACAAAAAAAAGGAAUACCAUGCCAUGUUUGUGUUAGAGCUGUUUCUAGUUAUAAUGAAAGACAAAGAUAU
Penaeus monodon (black tiger shrimp) is the source of this 2307-nucleotide messenger RNA. RefSeq names its product peptidyl-prolyl cis-trans isomerase D-like. The record is from RefSeq and is a predicted model, not a curated record. Gene Ontology annotation, molecular function: peptidyl-prolyl cis-trans isomerase activity; protein binding. Lineage: Eukaryota; Metazoa; Arthropoda; Malacostraca; Decapoda; Penaeidae. Gene Ontology annotation, biological process: protein folding; protein peptidyl-prolyl isomerization.